Messenger RNA from Solanum tuberosum (potato), 2934 nucleotides. RefSeq lists its product as uncharacterized. Lineage: Eukaryota; Viridiplantae; Streptophyta; Magnoliopsida; Solanales; Solanaceae. Bases 1 to 2934 code for a protein of 977 amino acids. The record is from RefSeq and is a predicted model, not a curated record. The transcript is spliced from 5 exons.
AUGGAGAUGGAGACGAUGAAGGAGAAAGUACAGGUCUUGCCGGCGAGAGGAGCGGUGGUGCGGCGACAUUCGCCAGUGGAUUUUGGAUGUUACGCGGUUGCAACCGGAGUGGAGGCGUGGAGUCAAUCUCACACCAUUAAUGGUGAAAGUUCCGAAGCUUCAAUUCAAGCUGGGCAGCUGGAUUUAACAUGCUUUUUUCACAUUGUUCAAUUCGUUUCUCUGAUGGUGGAUGUUGAGGAUCCAAUCGUUAAUCAGCCCAUUCCCACUCCCACAACUCUAAUUGUGGGAGGUCCAUUGUAUAUUCAUCCCUCUGAUAGCGCAGGUGCAGUGUUGGUCCCUGUUGCUUUCGAUGGAACUGGAUUCAGUUCAUGGAAGAGAGGUGUUUUACGCUCCCUUUCAGUGAAAAACAAAUUAGGGUUCAUCAAUGGGGAAUGCAUGAAGCCAGCCCCAGAUUCCCCUGAUAAUCGACAAUGGGAACGUUGUGAUGCUAUGGUAACUUCCUGGAUUUUGAAUUCACUGAGCAAGGAAAUUGCAGACAGUGUUGAGUAUGUGUUCGAUUCACUGGAGUUAUGGAGUGAGCUACAGGAUCGCUAUGACCAAACCAAUGGAGCGAAGCUGUUUCAAAUCCAAAAGGAAAUUAACGAUCUCAGCCAAGGUACUCUAGACAUCACCUCUUACUAUACUAGGAUGAAAAAGCUCUGGGAGGAACUCCACACAUUGAGUGUUAAAAGUCAGUGCAACUGCCUUUGCAAUUGUGGAGCCAAGGCCACUAUGCAUAAGGCCGAACAAGAGAGGCGAUUGAUUCAGUUCCUUAUGGGUCUGAAUGAGGUCUAUACAAUCAUUCGAGAAAGUAUACUUAUGAUGAAACCACUCCCUUCCAUGGGUCAAGCAUUUGCCUUGCUCAUUCAGGAAGAGAAGCAGAGAGAGUUCAAGCCCAAUAAUCAGAUUUUCACAGCAUCUUCUUCAUUAUAUUCAAGCACUUCCAGUGGACAAUCUAGGAACAGUGGUGGUCCCUCAUCUACUAGAGGGUUCCAAACUAAUUACACACAGAGUGGCAAUGUGAGGACACGACCUUUCUGUGAGUAUUGUAAGAAGUUAGGUCACAUCAAGGACAAGUGCUACAAGCUUCAUGGAUAUCCUAAUAAAACCAAUCCUGGUCCUAAUGAUAACCAUAGGAACUCCAACUACAAAGGCUAUAAAGGAAAAGGCAUUGCUGCUAAUGUGCAUGGUGAAUUAUCUGAGUCUGAUUCGAAGGAGAGUAGUGACAAUACUCAGAUUGGUCAGAAUGGACCCUUGAGCACCUUAUCCACAGAGCAAUACCAUCACUUGGUUAGCAUGUUACAACACUUUCAAGGAGUCAACAUGAAGGGUGCAUUCCCUGAGCCACAUUCUACAAGUGGAGCUGUCAACUUCGCAGGUAUGAUAGCUUGUAACUCUUCUGUUAACUUUGAUAAACUUUCAUGUGGAUGUCUCAAAACUAAAGCUGAUCUAUGGAUCUUGGACUCAGGGGCAACACAUCACAUAACCUUUAACAAAAAUCACUUCACUAAACUCACUACAUUGCCAUAUCCCAUACUUGUCAACUUACCAAAUGGAUAUAGAGUUAAAGUAACUCAAGUUGGAACUGUGAUAUUGUCUCCCGCCCCUUCACUGAAGAGGCCUCUGGAGAUUGGUAGAGUCCAUGAUGGCUUAUACUUCCUAUGUUCACACUGUUUACAAAAGAACAGCAGCAUUGUUUCCUGUUUUCCUUCUCAUAUGUCUACUGUAAACAAUACACAAUGUCAGUGUUAUUCUCAUUCAUGUUAUCCCUCUCCUUAUGAUGUAACAAAUUCAAUUGCUGCUAAUAAAGACAGUGUUCUUGUUCCUGAUUCUUUUGUGUCUCAUAAUAGCACUGCUGUUAAUUCUGCUGUUCAUCCCUCCUCAAUGUCUCAUGAUAAUACUACUGACCUACUUUGGCAUUAUAGAUUAGGCCAUGUUCCCUUUGUUAAAAUGAAAAAGAUCACUUCAAUACCAGUUCAAUUCUCCCCAAAACAACCUUUCUUCUGUCCAAUUUGCCCCAUGGCAAGCAUUCCUAACUUUUUCUCCUCUUAUCCUGACCAAAAUAAUAUUACUACUGAUCUUCCCAUUGAUCAGUGUGGUCAGAAUAACCUUUCCAUUCCAAGUUCUACCUUGCCACAUGAUGAUCUACCUUCAUUAACUCCUACACCUCCACUUAAUUCUCCAGUUGUUGCACCUCCUGAUGAGGCUCCUGUACUAAGAAAGUCUACUAGAAGUCAUAAGGCACCAUCUUAUUUGAAUGAUUACAUCCGUCAUGUGCCAAAAGCUAGCUCACUCUCCCUCUCUUCCUCCUUUACACACAAAAAUCACAUUGCUCCUGAAGAAUUGAUACCUGAUAGUCAGUCUUUUGUGAUGAACAUAUCUCAUGAUUGUGAACCAAUGUCAUAUGAAGAGGCAGCUAUGAACCCUGCCUGGCAGACAGCUAUGACACAGGAGUUCAGUGCACUGCAUGAGAAUCACACAUGGGACCUGGUUCCCCUGCCUCAUGGUAAGAAGCCUAUUGGGUGUAAAUGGGUGUAUAAGAUCAAACAUAAGGCAGAUGGUAGCAUAGAGAGAUUAAAGGCUAGACUAGUGGUGAAAGGAUAUACACAACAUGCAGGAGUUGAUUACACUGAAACCUUUUCUCCAGUUGUCAAGAUGACAACAGUCAGGACAUUAUUAGCCACUGCAGCCAAGAAACACUGGGACAUUUUUCAGUUAGAUGUCAAUAAUGCAUUCCUUCAUGGGGAACUGCAUGAAGAAGUUUACAUGGAUGUACCACAAGGUUUGGCCGUUGGAUCUUCUGACUUAGUUUGCAAGUUAAAUAGAUCAUUGUAUGGCCUUAAACAAGCAAGCAGGCAAUGGUAUGCAAGGUUGUCCAAAAAGAAAUUAUUAUAA